AUGAUCUCAUUUUCUCCUGUUAAAUGUAAAAUCGGUAUAAUGCCUGAUCAUAUUCAUCGUCCUGGUCACAUUGGUAUUGUGUCCCGUAGCGGUACUCUUACGUACGAAGCUGUUCAUCAAACGACUCAAGUUGGCGGCGAACAAUCAUUGUGUGUCGGUAUCGGUGGUGAUCCAUUUAACGGCACAGAUUUUAUCGAUUGUCUUAACAUAUUCCUCAAAGAUAAAGAAACACACGGUAUUAUUUUAAUUGGUGAAAUUAGUGGUAAUGCUGAAGAGGCAGCAGUCGACUAUUUAUUAAAGCAUAACAAUGGAAUUCAUGCAAAACCUAUUGUGGCAUUUAUUGCCGGUGUCACGGCACCACCUGGUCGUCGUAUGGAUCAUGCUGGUGCAAUUAUUUCUGGGAAAUCAGGUGGAGCUGAAGGUAAAAUUACUGCAUUGAAAGAAGCCAAUGCUACUGUGAGUAGUUCACCAGCGAAAAUGGGACAAUUAAUGUAUAAAUUAAUGAAAAAUGAAGAUUUUCCAAUGAGUAAAAACGAAACACGACGGGAGCUAUCCCGCUUGCGCCUGCCAAGACUCGGUUUCGACAAUGGCAUUCGAUAUCUUGUCAACACGCUUGAUGUUCAAUAUUCCUCUACAGCAGCUGAUGGCAAAGCUGUUCAAACUGCUCUCCAGCCUGCGGGUGACGAUCAAGCUCUCGCAGCCGUAUAA
Didymodactylos carnosus is the source of this 708-nucleotide messenger RNA. The record is from the annotation of a GenBank genome assembly. Lineage: Eukaryota; Metazoa; Rotifera; Eurotatoria; Philodinida; Philodinidae.